Molecule: messenger RNA, 2286 nt
Organism: Ruditapes philippinarum (Manila clam)
Lineage: Eukaryota; Metazoa; Mollusca; Bivalvia; Venerida; Veneridae
Exons: 5
Coding region: 1-789 (262 amino acids)
Cellular component (GO): nucleus
Source: RefSeq, a predicted model, not a curated record
AUGGCCGAAAUUCAAGAGGUAAAAUCACAAACUCUGAGUGAAAACCAAAUAAUAAAGCGUGCCAGGAGCACUAACUUUUCAUGCAAUAAAAUAUCUGUCCUUGUGGCAGCAUAUAGUAAUAAUAAAGGCCUGCUUGAAGGCACCAACAUUCCAAACAAUGUAAAGAACAGGAUCUGGGAGGAAAUUGCUCUCAGAGUUUCAGAGAUUGGCACUGCCUUAAGAACCACCAAAGAGGUAAAAACAAAAUGGUUCAACCUCUCUCGUAUUUCUAAGCAGACACACAAUGACUUCAAGCAGUCUUUUAACAAAACUGGAGGUGGACCACCACUUAAUUCGCCCAAGGGCUUCAUCAAAGAUAUAAUUGACCUCAACACUGAUUCGGAGAAUUUUUGUGGGAUAGAUGGUGGUUUUGAGACCGAAAUUUGUUUUGAUUACAGUAACACAUCAACAGUAUCAACAGUAUCUGAUGAAGUUGAAGUCAUUCAUACAGAAAAUGUGAAUGUUGAAAUAGUGCAAGAGACUAAAACUGAUAGCUCAGACAUGACCAGCCAAAAUAAGAGACAGCAGACAUGUUAUGAAAACCAGAAGCAGAAAAAGCGAAAGGUAACACAAGAAAUGGUUUGGGAAGCCCAGCUUCAGUUCUUCAAAGAGCAGAGUGAGACUGAAGUGAGGAGAAGGCAGCUCAUGGAUGCCAAAGAAAGUUUUUACAAAGAAGCAACUGCUGCAUUGAAGAAAUCAAAUGCUUGCUCAGAUAUUUUUCAGUUAAUAAAUGCAAGCAAAGAACCAUGAAAGGGAAUACACACACAUGCAGAUAAAUAGAAGCAUUCAAGAUAGUAAAGACAAGACAUGUGUUAUUAAACUUCAUACCCACUGUCUCCAAGGAGUACUCCAUCACCAAGUUGCCUGAAGUUUCUAUCCAGGUGUUGGCACAGUGAAGAUGACUGAAAUACAAAGCUGUCAUGGGCUGAUCCUGGUCAUUUAGCAUUUACACUUAUGAAUUUACCUAAAAAAAUAAAUUGAAAUUCUUUAAUGGAUUAUUAUUCAGAUAGAACAAAUUGCAUGAGUUUAAGUUCUCUACUUUAAUAAUGAAAUUAUUCAACCCUCUGGCAAGUAUGAAAGAGUGUAUGUUUGUUUGUUCUUCAUGAUUAUGCUAUGUUUCACACAUGAGUAAGAAAAUAUUUUCUGACUACUGUGUGUGAUACAUUAGCACAGUCUUACAAAAGAAACAACUUCUUUAUAGUUUAUGCAUAAUUAGAAAAAAAUACCCCUGUCUCAACUUUUGUAAUGAAGUUCUGGAAACAAAUGCAUGUAAAAAUUGAUAACCCAUAUGCCGAAGUUAAAAGAUUAGUGAAGUCUAUAGUCACAUAUCAAGUUUUUUCCUUUAAGUGAUGCAUUUAUUUUCAUCAAUUGGUAUAUAUUACAAGAGUGGCAAUAGCCACAAGUGAAAUGUGAUAAUUUUCUUUCCACAGGAUGAAAAUAAGUCCUGUUUUUAUAGAACUUGAAUUUUCUUCUUGUUAUAUAGUAGAAUAAUACAAUUUUUUCUCUUUUUUCUUUUCUUAUUACAAGUCACUCAAUCAAUUUUAUAUUCUGUCAUUUACUUUUGUUUGCCCAUAUUUGGGUGUCUAAAGGAAGUUACUUGAAACAAUUGUGCAAGUAUUUUUGAGUCUAAGACUUGGUAAUAAAGAACAACACACUGCUUUCUCGUUUCAAUUAAUUAUUAUGUUUUUAAUGUCUUAUGUUAUUCUUUUUGUAUUUCAGGCCAAUGCUUUAAAAUUUUUAAUUUAUCUCAGCUACUUCAAAACGUAUUUAAGUAUUUUCAUAUCAGCUCAAGAACAGUGAAAGUUUAGAUUUAUUCUAAUUUUAAUAUGUAUGAGUAACAAGUUGAAACUAUUUUCAACUCAUUUCUGCUAGUAAUGUGUUUUUAUGUAAGAGUGAUAACCGUCUUGUCAACAAAUUUUGCUCUUUAGCAUAAUUAGCCAUGUGCUUUUUCACAUUUGAUAAGUUAGGUAUAGUUCACAUAUUUUUGUUUAUCUUAUUCUAAAAGGGCACUUAAUUAUUGAUUCAUAACAAAAAUAAAAUAAAAAAGACUUGUUGAAACAUGACUGUAAGUCUAUUUAUUAAAUAACAUACACAUAAAAAGUACAUUUAUAAAAUAUCAUACAUUGGUCCAAUCUAAUUUGAACAGAGUAUGAUAUAUUUGGUUACAAAUGAUAUGUUUUGCUCUUGUUACAUGAUCCAUGUUGUUAUGGCAGCAAUUUUUAUGCACUUGAUCCUGCAUGUUUGUUU